Messenger RNA from Danio rerio (zebrafish), 1778 nucleotides. The record is from RefSeq and is a predicted model, not a curated record. NCBI's taxonomy places the organism in Eukaryota, Metazoa, Chordata, Actinopteri, Cypriniformes, Danionidae.
CCUGCCUUAACUGACGGUAAAUUUGACGGUGCACGGGAAGUCGAACCCGCAGGUAAAGCCCAUUGAGAUCUUCUGUUUCGGAAAAAGAGAACAGAGCAAGGGGUGUUUAUCAUAAAAGGGUUUACAGAGAAUGUUCUGAAAAAGAAAACAUAUCCAGUAAGCGGCAGUUCUGUGGGCGCAAAUGCAUUGUUGAUGUCAGAGGAGAAUGGCCAAACUGGUUCGAGCUGAUUAAAAGACCACGUUAACUCAAAUAACUUCGCAUCAUGGAUGUGCAGCCGACAAAUCUGCAGCAACUGCGUGAUGCUAUCAAGUCAAUAUUGACUAAAAUCUCUGAUGAAUAUUACCAGUAUCUUGUUGAAUCUAUGCCACAAAGGAUUAAUGCAGUCCUGAAGGCAAAAGCAGGUCCAAAACAGUACUAGUAAGGUGUACCUAAUAAAGUAGCCGUUUAACCUCCAAAAGCAACUAGUUAGCAGCUGUUAUCCACGUGAGCGGAUGGGAUGGCAGAUCAAAGUCCAGCCAAAAAAGUAAAAUGUCAAGUCAAGGGUUUCCUUUCUGAAGUGAGCCCUAUAAAAAACACAAAGGCUCCAUAUUUUGAUGCCGUUCUUCAACAUGAAGGUGAAUGCAGCAAAAUUGUGUCCUUUAGACCAGAGGAUCACAUGCACUUCCACAAUGCUGAAAGCACGCGGAGUCUGGUGACACUAGAGGAUGUCGUAUUACAGCCGUCCACCAAGUCCAGCAGAAAAAUGAACGUGUUUUACACACACCGCUCCAAAAUGUCCUGCGUUCGCGACCUGAGAGAAGCAUUCAAACACAUCCCGUCUGCUGGACCACGAGAUAUACAGGUGUCUGAACUUCUAAAACGGGAUACAAAACCAAAUAAGGUCAAUAUUAAUGUGAAGAUCAUCCAGGAGGUGUGCAAAGGGAACAAAGUUGUCUGGGAUGGAAGCUACCUUCCUAAAACUGAGUAUAUAGUAGCGGACACUACAGGAUCCAUCAGUCUGACGGUCUGGCGUGAACACAACAUUACUGUCGGAGACUGGUACACCAUCACUAAUGUCUCUGCGAAAGAAUUCAGAGGCAAAGCAACUCUAUCGACCACCAGAAACACACAGAUCCUCAACAUACCAUCUCGAGGGACAGCGGCUGCUGCUGAAGUGCCGACGCAGACUAUAAAAUGUGACAUCAUUGGUGCAAACAUUGAAAGUCUUAUCAUUUGUCCACAUUUACAUGAACUCAAGAGUGUGACAUCAUCAAAAUCCACUGUGUAUUGUUUUUCAUGCAACACGUAUUACAAAACCACUGCCAUUGUCACAAAGUUUAGUGGUCAUCUGAAUCUUAAAGCAGAAUCGGGGAAGGUUGUGAGGGCCAGGAUUGAAGAUGAGCUGAUCAGAUCAGUGGUCAGAGUGGAGGACGCUGCGUCUCCACAGGACAUCAUUCAGAGAUUAAUUGAGCUGCCGCCCAUGCAGAUUACCAUCCGUGAAAACAACAUUGUGAAGAUUGAAGAUGUUCCUAAAAACACUGAAAUCAAGGCUGAAGCUGAAGCAGAGCUGCCUGUUAAAAUGGAGCCUGUGGAAGAAUCUGACGACUUCUGUUCACCACCAGACCAUGGGGUUUUAUUCAGUUCACAAUCCAGAAAAAGACCAUUUACUGACUGAAUCUGAUCAUCGAAGAUCACUUAAACUUAAAAAAGCUAAACUCAACUUAAAAAGCAUUUUAGUUACAAGUACAAGAUGCAAAAACAUAUCAAUAUAUGCAGCAUUUUUUUAAAUGAAAAUUAA